AUGGCAGGCCUACGUUGUAUGAAUCUAGUAUUGUAUCUGUCGCCUGAUUCGAUACUUCUUAAAUCCGGUGUUGCUGACUCCGCUGUUCGUUCUAUCGGUUUGACUGAUGAUAAGCAGUCUCAAGAAGCUGGGAUUCAGACUCAUGCUGCUGCUGAUGCCACUAUAAUUGCUAACAGCGUUUCUUAUUUGCACCCGGCUUCGGAGUCUCAAUUCGGGGAUACAGAGGAAAUGGGUCUGAAUUUCAUGAUGUUGUGCGAGCCUGAGGAGCCUCAAUCCGAGUUGCAUAUGAUACUGUCUAGUGAGGUUUCCUCAAGGUUCGAAGAGUUUUGUGGACCCACUCUUCUGGCCUCGGAUACUGAGCCUGAAGUUUCCUCAGUUGAUAUUGUUGAUGAGGAUGUCGAGGGUUGCAAUAAGACUCGGUUUAUAGGAUUUGUCAAAGAUAACCAUAUUGAUUUAGAAGGUCGUACGACAGUAGUGGAUCGUUUUACUUAUGGUAUACCGUGGCUCAGUAGUAAGCGCCCAGUGAUUCCUGAUUUAAAUGCUAUUAAAAAGGCUCUUGAUGCCGAUCGUAAGUUCAGUGACCAUUUACGUGAGUCAGGACAUCUGGAUUCUUAUGCUGCAGUUUUUGAUAAGUAUUUGCAGCAUGGUAUCGUUGAAGUGGUUCCUACUGAGCAUUACCAUCGUUGUAAAGCUCUUUUACGACACUUUGCAGUGUAUUCCAAUUCCCGGACCAUGCCAGUAAGACCCGUUCUUGAUGGUCGGGCUUUUGCUGGGCUCAUAGGAUCGGGAUUGGGUCAUAAAGCAGUUGAUGAUC
Perkinsus marinus ATCC 50983 is the source of this 814-nucleotide messenger RNA. RefSeq lists its product as hypothetical. The transcript has a single exon. The record is from RefSeq and is a predicted model, not a curated record. Lineage: Eukaryota; Perkinsozoa; Perkinsida; Perkinsidae. The annotation marks the transcript as partial.